Messenger RNA from Cokeromyces recurvatus, 1427 nucleotides. RefSeq names its product RAI1 like PD-XK nuclease-domain-containing protein. Lineage: Eukaryota; Fungi; Mucoromycota; Mucoromycetes; Mucorales; Mucoraceae. The record is from RefSeq and is a predicted model, not a curated record. The transcript is spliced from 7 exons. Gene Ontology annotation, biological process: NAD-cap decapping; nuclear-transcribed mRNA catabolic process. Gene Ontology annotation, cellular component: nucleus; cytosol. Gene Ontology annotation, molecular function: mRNA 5'-diphosphatase activity. Bases 49 to 1236 code for a protein of 395 amino acids.
UUUUUUUUUUAUAAUAAUCAUCAUUUCUUAUUUUAUUUUUUUCUCAAAAUGUCACGACGAUCAUCUUUUGAAGAUGUUGGAAAAGUUUAUAAAAGAUUGAAAACAAACUAUGCAUCAUUUCCUUUAGGGAAUAAUUACAACUAUGAAGGAUCGUUUCCGAUUUACAAACAACCUCAGGAACUAGUUUCUUAUAGUAUUGAUCAUGAACGACGUGUCUGGUUUGAUGAUCGAGAAUUGAAAUAUUAUAGUCCACCUAAUGAAGAUGAUGAUCAAGAUUUAAAUAUUGGAUAUGAAAAGAUGAUCAAAAGAGACGAUAGUAUACCAGAACAUAUUGAUACAUUAUUAGAUGCCCUUACGUUUUACAAUACAGAAAACAAAAAUACAACCACAGCUGAUAUAGUUACUUGGCGGGGUAUUAUGACCAAACUUAUGUGUACACCUUAUUCUAGAAAAGAAGCAUGGACAUUACGCGCUACACGAUAUAAAGAUACAAUUUAUAUAGAAGAAGAAAAAAAAGAAGAAGAAAAGAUGACAGAAAAACAAAAGUUAAUGAGUUAUUGGGGAUAUAGAUUUGAAACACUUUAUACAAAGCCUUAUUCAAUAAAUGAUAAAGAAGACGACGACGACAAGACGAUAGUAAAUACAAAUAUACAAUAUUGUACUGUUGUCAAGACGAAAUUAGGAAACAAUUCAAUCAUCAUGGGAGCAGAAGUAGAUUGUUGUAAUAAAGAGAAAAGUAAGCAAAAACUUGAAAAUUAUAUCGAAUUAAAGACUUCAAGGAUAAUUGAAUCUAAACAAAAUUUAUAUUCAUUUGAAAGAUAUAAAUUAUUAAAAUUUUGGGCACAAUCAUUCUUAGUUGGAGUUCCAAAAAUUAUAUGUGGAUUUAGAAAUGAUGAAGGAAGAAUAUUAAAUAUAAAGGAAUACAAGACAUUAGAAAUACCACGUCUGAUAAGAAAUAAGCCAAAUCUUUGGAACCCUUCUGUUUGCUUAAACUUUGCUAAUGAACUCUUAAAUUGGAUAAGAUUAAAGAUGACAGAAAAUGAUGCUACUUUAACUUACUUAAUAGAGUUUAAAUAUCCUUUUAAAGAAAUUAACUUGACAAAUACAGGCCAUUCGCACGUAUUUUUAACUCAACGUUUUAUAAAUGGAACAAUACAGCACGACAUUGGUGGUGAAAGAGCAGCAACAACAGCAGCAACAGCAGCAAUAGCAGCAGAACAAUCAGCUGAGAUAUAAUCAAUAAAGAGGAGAAGAGAGGGGGUGAGGAGAGUGGUUUUUGCCAAGUCCUGUUAAAAAAAAAAAAUUUUUUUUCUAUUAUUCUAUAAUUCAAUGGACAUGUUUCAAAAAUUCGUUAUAAAAUAAAUAAUCAUUAUUUAUAAUAGUGGCUUUGAAACGUUUAUUAGAUAUUUUAUUUUAUUUGCUUUUAC